GGGUCCGACCGCCCGCCGGCUGCAGCUAGGCUGGGCCUUGCCGCCUGAUUGGCCAACCGGUGGGGGCGCGGGGCAACGAGGCCGGCCUUAGCGGAGGCCUGAGCAGAGAUGGCAGCGGUGCUGGGGAAGGCGGCAGCAGUAGGCAGAGCCCGGCACCCCCUGCAGCUGGGGCUGCUGCGGCGGGGCUGCGCUGGGGUCGCAGUGGAUGACACGGUCAAUGGGCUGAGCGAGGAGCAGCGGCAGCUUAGACAGACAAUGGUCAAGUUCUGUCAGGAGUAUUUGGCUCCAAAGGCCCAAGAAAUCGACCAGAAGAAUGAGUUUAAGGGCAUGCAGGAGUUCUGGAAGAGGCUCGGGGAGCUGGGAGUUCUGGGAAUUACAACUCCUGUGGAAUAUGGUGGAUCUGGAAUGGGGUAUCUGGAUCACGUGUUAGUGAUGGAGGAAAUCUCUCGAGUUUCGGCAGCUGUUGGACUCAGUUAUGGUGCCCACUCAAACCUUUGUAUUAACCAGUUAGUACGGAAUGGCAAUGAAGCACAGAAAGAGAAAUACCUACCCAAGCUAAUCAAUGGGGAGCACAUUGGAGCCCUGGCAAUGAGCGAACCCAACGCUGGUUCUGAUGUUGUCUCUAUGAAGCUCAAGGCAGAUAGAAAAGGGGAUUACUUUGUUUUGAACGGGAACAAGUUUUGGAUCACUAACGGGCCAGAUGCUGAUGUUGUAAUAGUUUAUGCUAAAACAGAUCUCAGUGCUGUUCCAGCCUCCCAGGGUAUAACAGCAUUCAUCGUGGAGAAGGGUAUGCCUGGUUUCAGCACUGCUCAGAAGCUUGAUAAGCUGGGAAUGAGGGGGUCCAAUACCUGUGAAUUGAUCUUUGAGGACUGUAAGAUUCCUGCUGAGAAUAUCUUGGGGCAGCUGAGUAAAGGAGUCUACGUUCUGAUGAGUGGCUUGGAUCUGGAGAGACUCGUACUGUCUGGUGGACCACUGGGAAUCAUGCAGGCUGUUCUUGACCAUGCUUUUCCAUACUUACACGUGAGAGAAGCAUUUGGACAGAAAAUUGGCCACUUCCAGCUCAUGCAGGGUAAAAUGGCAGAUAUGUACACACGGCUGAUGGCAUGUCGGCAGUAUGUGUACAAUGUAGCAAAGGCUUGCGACCGAGGACACUUCAAUGCAAAGGAUUGUGCAGGAGUGAUCCUGUAUUCAGCAGAAUGUGCUACACAAGUAGCUCUGGAUGGAAUUCAGUGUCUAGGUAAGAAUGUUGCUUCCUCCAUCAUGAGAAAGGGUGACCUGUGGUGGAUUGAAACAUGCAGGAAUACAGGCUCUCUGUUGUCCCUCUCCUUGUUGUUGAGUUCAGUAGGCAAGAAAUGCCUUUUGCAGUAUGUCUUAACUAUUUACCUCUGUUCUUCAACUGGGAAGCUUUCUGUAAAUGUGUCUGUACAGAAUCAGCCCAUACCCUGUUCUUUCUUGGUUUUCAUCUCUUCUCUUUGUGAUUUGUAGGUGGUAAUGGUUACAUCAAUGAUUAUCCUAUGGGUCGCUUCCUGCGUGAUGCCAAGCUAUAUGAGAUAGGGGCAGGAACCAGCGAGGUGCGGAGACUUGUCAUUGGCCGGGCAUUUAAUGCUACUUUUAAUUAACACCUACCAUUCAACGAGAAACAUUCUCAACACCAAGAAGCCUUUGAUCAUAGUGGUGGUGCACAAAAAAAUUUUUUUUGCAUAUCACAGUCACUGCUGGUUGAUUAUUAUCCGUUUGAUGAACAAAUGCUACUAGGUUUAACUGGGCUCUGCUGACCGAAUGAAUUGGGCAGGAGAACAGAAGUAAACGUGUGUUCAUGUGAUCAGCCUGAAUUGUUCCUUCAUCAUACUCAGCAGCCAUUUUGAUCCUUAAAUCUAAGGAGUUGAGGAUGAAGUUUUUGCCAGGGGUAUAUGACAGUCAAAGCAGGAUGUUUCUUGCAUGAUGAACUGUUGACUAGGAAAAAUCAGUUAAUGAGCAUUAUAGGUUUCAGAGUAGCAGCCGUGUUAGUCUGUAUUCGCAAAAAGAAAAGGAGGACUUGUGGCAUCUUAGAGACUAACCAAUUUAUGUGAGCAUAAGCUUUCGUGAGCUACAGCUCACGAUCAAUCUAGAGGGAAUGGACAUUGGAUCAAUCCAGAAAGAAUGGACAAUGGAAAUGGAAUUUUUAUCAUCUUUAAAAAUUUAGAGUGCUGUGAAUAAGUAGCAUUUUUAACAUGCUGCUGCUGGAAGAUGGUAAUUUUCCAGUGUGACACUCCACCAGUAUGUUAACCUCCUGGUGCCAGCCAGUUAACAAUUUCAGCUUUGCGAAUCCAAAUGCCAGCUGACUUUGGGGUAGAUACUUCUACUGUUAACAUCAAAGGAUUUCAGCUACACAUGCAGUACUGUAAAAAAUGUUGCCUAAAACCCUGCUAAGAAGUCGUGUAUUUUUCUCUGCCCAUUCCCUUUCCUAUCCUUGCUGCUUAGCAAGAUAUUUGAAUGUAAUCUGAAGUCUUCACUCUUCUGAUUGGCUGCCUUCUGCUGUCUGAUUCAUUUGUUGAUGUCACUAUCCGUCAUUCUGGAAGCUUUUAAAAUGUCAAACCCUAUAUUGUGGCAUCCGUCAAUGAAUCAGGCAAGAGGAGGUUUACUUAUUUUAAAGGGUUCUCUGUUGGCGAGUGUUCUGCACUUGUACUCCUAAAUUUAAUUGGCCAUAAGGAAAAAGAAAGAAAGCCUAGCGAGAAAAUUUGGGGCAGUUUUAAGGGGGGGUUAGGGAAACAUUAUAUGGAGUAGUUUAAAUCUUGUGUGGUCUAUUUUUAAUAAGGGGAAUACAGCAGUGUGUAAUAAAACUUCAAAGAGUGAAUUACAGGAAAAAAUUAAAUCUCUUGAUAUAAUAGACCAGCGAAUUAAACAGCUGCCAUCUUGACAGUCUCAUGUAGGUUAAAAACAAUACAGCUUGUAGUUUUAUUUCUUUUUCUCUGUAUAUUUGGUGUUUGUCUAGAUGGUGACUCUAAGCCAGCACACAAUACAGUAUUUUGAAACAUCCAUUUAAUAAUCUAAACCAACAGUAUAAAAAGACACUAUAAGAAAUGCCUAGACCCAACUAAAAUCCACCUUACUCAGUUUCCUCUGGGGAAAAAAAAACCUGAUAGCUACAUAGGUCAUGUGGUAUGCACAGUAGGUCUUCUGGCCCAAGGGGAGAGGCAGCUCCCAGAGCCAUGGGUCUGCCCUUGGAAUGCCCAACCCUCAGACUGGGGACUGUCAUCUCAAGCAUCCCAACUGAGUUUUACUACUCUGGAAAAGCACACAGAGAGUUGAUCUCUGAGAUACCCUGGGCCCAAAGCACAAAGGGCUUUAUUAAUUGAGGCUGACACCUUGGCUUGCACCUGAAUAUCAUCUGGAAGCCAGGGCAGACUUUGAAGCACAGGUGAAAUAGGCUUCACUUGUGAAACACCAAGUACAUUUAUGUGCUGAAUAUAUGAGAAUGGAAAUGUUAAAUGUUCUCAUUUAUUUAGAUGAGUGAACUACUUAAGCUUUACCUCAGAAUAAUUAUGAAUGUCCUCCCCUCUCCUACAUUCAAACUGCAUUCACUGCAUUGCCGCCAGUGCCUCAAGAAAGAUCUAAGGUGGGAUUUUUCAACACUGCCUAACAGAUUUGGAUGUCCAGUUCCCAUUACAGUUUGUGGGGGGAAUUGGGUAUCCAACUCCUGUAGCCAGCUUUGAAAAUCUCAGCCCCAGUCCCAUGAUGCAUCAGUGAAAUGGCAGCUCCUUUAGAGAGAGAGCCAGUAGCAGCACGGGUGGCAAUGAAGGGGCUGAGACCAUGCAUGAUACUUUUUAAAGUAAUUGAAAAUUCAUUUUUUACAGAUAUGUUCUUUAGUUCUUUGAUAUGAGAAUGAAUUUCCUUGAGUUUUCCUUGAAGUUGUUUAAAAGACAAAAACAAAACCUCACAUUGGCACUGAAUCAUAGCUUUGUAAUCUGUCUUGGUCCAAAGGAACCCCACUGAAAUGAAUGUCAAAACAAUCUCAGGAUCUUUCAAGCACCUAGAAUUGUUAAGAAUCCAUGUUCUGAGUCAGAAUGGAACCUGUAUACCAUGACUUUUAAACCUGCCUCUAGCCCUGGCAUUGCUUGUUUUAAUACAAAUAAUAAAUAACAUCCCACUUUCUGGGCUGAUCAGCACCUCAAGGUCAAGGCAAAAUGAAUCUGUGUCUAAUGCACUAUCGGAUAGGACGGGAGGAGAGAGCCAUAAAUCUUAGGAAAGGUUACGUUAAUCAAACUGCAUACACUUCCCAUACAUCACUGUGGUGAAUAUCGAGUGAUCUGUCUUGCGAAAAGCAUUGGUCAAGGGGCUCUUUCCACAUACUGAGCAGUUCUCCCUGUGGUGAAUGACAGGGAAUCUCCUGGCUAAGUGGGGGAGGGUCUGUGAUUAGGGUUUUGUUUUUUAACAUGUACAAUGCCAAUAAAGAUAUCUACUCUUAAACACA
Chelonia mydas (Green sea turtle) is the source of this 4450-nucleotide messenger RNA. RefSeq names its product isovaleryl-CoA dehydrogenase (gene IVD). The record is from RefSeq and is a predicted model, not a curated record. Bases 109 to 1485 code for a protein of 458 amino acids. Gene Ontology annotation, biological process: L-leucine catabolic process. Gene Ontology annotation, molecular function: 3-methylbutanoyl-CoA dehydrogenase activity; flavin adenine dinucleotide binding. The transcript has 11 exons. NCBI's taxonomy places the organism in Eukaryota, Metazoa, Chordata, Testudines, Cheloniidae. Gene Ontology annotation, cellular component: mitochondrion.